GCAUUUUGUAAUCAAAAAAUGGAUCCUCUUCAAUUUAAAAAAGAUGCACUUUUUUGGUUAAAUUUAUUUUUAAUACCUUUUCAAAAUAUUUCAACUAAUCCAAACAAUACUAUUGAUGGUUUAUACCUUCCAAGUCAA
This is a messenger RNA of Dentiscutata erythropus, 138 nucleotides long. The record is from the annotation of a GenBank genome assembly. Lineage: Eukaryota; Fungi; Glomeromycota; Glomeromycetes; Diversisporales; Gigasporaceae.